This is a messenger RNA of Ciona intestinalis (vase tunicate), 2656 nucleotides long. The record is from RefSeq and is a predicted model, not a curated record. Lineage: Eukaryota; Metazoa; Chordata; Ascidiacea; Phlebobranchia; Cionidae.
UUGGGUUCUUUAGGUUGUGAAAUGUUGCGAAAAUGUGUACUAGGUUUUUGUUUGUCAUUUAUCGGAAUAUCCAAUUUUGUAACCGGAAACAACGUCACUUUGACGUCAUUGAACGUAUUUGAAGGAGAAAUCAAGAAUUUAAAGUUGAAUUGUUCAAGAUCAGAUGAAGAAAUAAAGACUGUUAAUUCAGAGGAUAUUAAAAUUGGUGGGAUACUUAUAAACAAUGAAUCAAAACCAAUUGACUACGGAGAAUUCAUGUGUGUUAAUGGGAGUGUGGUUAUUCUUGUUAAAGGAGGUCACCUGGGUAUUACACACUUGCAUGUGGAUACAAAGAUUGGAAUUCAUUCGAAUGUGAUUAAAUCUGAAUCGGUAACAAUAAAUGUUCUUAGGAAAAUUACAUUAUUUGAUGAACUAGCAGUGUUUAUCCUGGGUCCCCUUAUUUUAUUAAACAAAUGCGCAUUCGGUGCAAAAAUUGAGGUGGAAACACUGAAAAAAAUCGUCACCCAACCUGUGGAGAUAUGUUUAUGUCUUGUUACCCAAUUCGUGUUGCUACCAUUGGUAGCAGUUGGGCUCGGAUUUGCCUUUAAACUUGAACAGACGAUGGCUCUAGCACUUCUCGUAUCCGCUGCUUGCCCGGGUGGGGGAGGAGGUUAUGUGUUUAGCUUCCUAGUCGAUGGUGACAUUACUCUUGCCAUCACUGAGAGUUUGGUAUCCACAUUAGUCGCAAUGCUUGCGAUGCCAAGUGUGCUCGGUCUUUACACAAGUCUUGUAACGAUCCCAAACCAUAUUGUGAUCCCUUACAUUAAAAUUCUUCUCAUGUUGGUGGCCAUAGCAACCCCAAUAUCACUUGGAAUGUUGCUGCGUAGGAAGAAACCUGCGCUGGCCAAGAAGCUUGUUGUAAUCAUUCGUCCUAUGAGUCUUUUUCUUAUCUUUGCUGGGUUAGUUAUCGUUGUUGUAACAUCCAAGUAUGUUUUGUACGGCCCAAGAAUUGGAUUUCUACUUGCUUUAAUCAUUCCUGUCAGUGGAUUUCUUAUAGCAAUUGGUCUUGCUCAGUUAUUCUCCAUAAACUGGCCACUCACUAAAGCUAUUGCACUUGAGGGUGGACUUAAGAACACAGUGCUUGGAGUUGCAGUUAUUGAGUUAUCUUUUCCCCAGCCUCAAGCUGACCUUGCUUCAAUAUUAAUCAUCAUGGUAACGGUUGGGCAAAUAGUUGCAGCCAUGUGUUGGUAUUUGUUCCAUGUUAUCAAUCAAAGGUUGCAACAGAAAAAGUUCCGGACACCAGCCAAGGAUUUACAUCAAGAUAGACAAGAGACCGAAUUGUUUCUUCUUCAAAACGAAGAGUAAUUUUUAACCAACUGGCGAAGAAAUGUCAGUGAAAUAAGUUUUGUAUUAAAAGGAUAGAUUUUACUUGUUAGUUGUAUAAACCAAACAAAGCAGUUUUAAUGCAGAGAGUUUGCCAUUUAUGCUUGCCUGUUUUUGUUGACCAACAUUUGUUUCGAUAGAAGCUGCCUAGGUCUAUGCACAUGAGUGAUGUUUUGUAGACAUUUUUAAAACCCAAUGCACGAGUUGCAGAAAUCACUGAAAUUCUUGUUUUAAAUGUUUUCGUCACCAAAUUAAAUUAAGUUUUAUUCCAAACUUUAUGUAUUGUUCAAGUUGUUUGUUCCAAUUUAACAGUUACAGUUCCGCAUUUGGUUUCUUUCCCUUUGUUGCCAAACAAUGGACAUUAUGAUCGUAGAACACAGUCAUUGUUCCAUAACACUGAGCACUGUUUACACUUUCAAAUGCAAUAUUAUGACAGUGGUACUUUUAUUGAAUGUAUUAUGUGUGUGUUUUUACACCAGUUGUAGUUAUAUUGUUAUAAAUAUUAGAAACAUUUUACCUUUUAUCGGAACAUGACUAAACAGUUUGUUUUUUUCAAAUUGAAACCAAAUCUUUAAUUGAAAUAUAAAAUUUUACUUUUGUCACUAAUUACGGUGCGUAUAAAAAUAGAAGAUUUUAAUAAGAAACUGGGGUGCCAAAACAAACUAUCUAAUUAACAAUUGGACUAAAUAUGAAAAAAAUUAGACACCUCUAAUAUGCCACAAAUGGCACUAGUGUCUACAUAUUUUUUUUUAAAUUGUUUAGAAAUGUUGUAUUUUUAAAGAAAGAUUUUAAGGAAGUAGUGUUGAAUAUGACAUUUUAAGGUAUUUUAAAUAUGCUAACCAGACUUUUUAUGUCCACUGUUAUUUAAAAAGAAUUUAUUUUCUACAUAUGACCAUGUUGUUAUAAAGGUUUGUGUUUAAUCAAUAUAUCAUGUCGGCGUAUUAUUAUACAUAAGUUUUCAGCAACAUUUGGAAACUGUUUUUUUUUUGUAUUUAUUGUUGAAUUUGUUGUAUUAAAAAGUUAAUGUUAUUAUACUUUUUUCAAUUCAAAUUAAUAUAAACAAAUACUAAGAGACUCUGCACUUACGAAUCGUUACGAUACAUUAAACACUGCUAUCUAAGUAUCUAUUACAUUACUCAUUGUCUAAUAUAUCACUGAUAUUAUUAUGUCGUCAUAUUAUUACGAAGUGCCCUGUCAUGUUGUUAGUGUGUUUGUGAGCGUUGUAAAUGGUUAAAUACUGAGCACAGGUUUUAUUUUUGUGACUUUUUCAUGGAUUAAAUUAAUGAAAACAAUA